AUGUUUUUUUAUAAGCCAUACGAAGUAAUUCCUGUAAGUAACGAUACACUGGCUGAUAUCCAAAAUGAAAUGUUUUAUUUGUUUUGUUACGAUAAUAUUUCACUCUCGUGUUAUGAGAACAUUCAAAUUAAAACAUUAUACGAUUUACCAAAUAAUCAAAAAGUUGUUAUUCGCUCUCCAACUCUAUUGAAUAGAAACAAAUUGGUGCAAAAGUCUGUAAAGCGAGAAGGACAAAACAUCACAUUAUUUUCAAAUAAUCUCCACCUGGUAUUAAAAAUGCAAUUGGCUGAAAAUGAAUAUGUGGUGGAGUCUGCAAAGUCUUUAGACGGUGCCCUUUAUAUCACAUCACAAAGAUUUAUUCAUGUUUCUGUCAAAGACAAACAACAAGUUGUUGAAGAUAUUUCACUUAACGCUAUAUUUAAUCAACGGUAUUAUAAUGGAGUGUUGAGCAUUGGAUUAAAUCCUUUUUAUAAUGCAGAUUUACCAGAUAAUUUGAACAUCCCACUGCAGCGGGAUGAAGCAAUUAAUAUUGGAAAUGGAAUCAAAAAGCUUCGAAUAGUAAAUCCUAAAGAUAAACCAGAAGUUCGAAAUUAUUACUUAACACAACCUUUUAGAGCAGAAAGAAAGAGUCUUAUUGAUUAUGAUUCAGACUUCUUUAAAAUUUACACCAAUACCAACUAUAAGUUAUGUGCAACAUAUCCACCAUCUUUUGUGAUUCCAAAACCUGUUGCUGAUGAUACGAUAUUAAAAUGCGCCGAAUUUAGGUCAAAAGGGAGGCUUCCAAUGUGUAUGUACAACGAUAGUUUAACACACACGUCACUUUUUAGAAGCGCACAGCCAUUGGUUGCAAACUUAAGUUAUUACAAAAGAGUCUUUGCAGACAGUGAAUCAAAAGAAGACCAGACAUAUCUCGAUUGUAUGCGUACUGUUGGGAAGUCAAACGAUUCAAUUCUGAUCAUUUUAGACUGCCGUCCUUACACCAAUGCAUAUGCAAAUCGAGUGAAUGGGGGUGGGUACGAGAACACAAACACAUACAUUAAAACAGAUCUUCAGUUCUUGAACAUGCCAAACAUCCACGAAGUGAGAAACAUAUAUACCAACAUGAGAAAUGCACUUCGUGACCGAAAAACAUUAACACCAACACAAUACUUCUCUAAAACAAGUGGCUGGUUAGAACUAUUGUACACUCUGUUAAUAUCAACGAAAAUGGCUGUUGGCUUGAUCAGGAGUGAAGUGAACGUAUUGGUUCAUUGUAGUGAUGGGUGGGACAGAACUGCACAAAUGUCUGCACUCACACGUCUUGUUUUAGAAAAGAAGGCACGAACAGUCAAAGGCUUUUUCGACUUGAUCUAUCAAGAGUGGAUUUUGGCUGGUCAUAAGUUCAUGACAAGACUUCAUUUAAGUAACGAUGAGAACUCCCCUGUUUUUCUUCAGUUCAUCGAAGUUGUCGUCAUGCUUGUGAAACACCGUCCAAGUGCUUUUCAAUUCAACGAAGACUUCCUGAUCGAACUUGCUGCGGAAGCUGUGUGCCCCAAAACAGUGACAUUUCUAUUUGAUUGUGACAGCGAUCGAAAUAAUGCGAAUUGUCAAAAUUAUGAGGACUUUUUUACUAUUGAGGAGAAGAACUGGGAAGAAAUUGACUGUGAGAAGUUGGAGGAUGUUGACUUGGAUAUUUGUUGCAACGAGUUUGGAGUAUGGGAAAGAUAUUAUCUAAGAAAAACGGAAUGCAUAGUGAUCGAUUCUAUAUGA
Entamoeba invadens IP1 is the source of this 1749-nucleotide messenger RNA. Its product is annotated as myotubularin, putative. Gene Ontology annotation, molecular function: phosphatase activity. The transcript has 3 exons. The record is from RefSeq and is a predicted model, not a curated record. NCBI's taxonomy places the organism in Eukaryota, Evosea, Mastigamoebida, Endamoebidae. The coding region runs from base 1 to 1749 and encodes 582 amino acids. Gene Ontology annotation, biological process: dephosphorylation.